CAGAGCAACAGCAGAGCUUCAGUCGAGACUAGUGUCUGUGUGUCUGUCUAAAGAAAUAAACUGAGUUUGUCAGGUCUUUCUCAACAACUGACCCAAAUACUGUCUGUCGAUAUGUCUGCUGUCAGCUGUUUGCUAUCUGAAGAUCAGUUUCGAUGCUCCAUUUGUCUGGAUGUGUUCACCGAUCCAGUCAGCACACCAUGUGGACACAACUUCUGCAAAAAAUGCAUCACUGAACACUGGAAUACUUGUCACAAGUGCCAGUGUCCCUUGUGUAAUGAGGCUUUUACCACAAGACCCUAUUUGAAGGUCAACACUUUGUUCUCUGAGAUGGUUUUUCAGUUCAGACAGUCAGCUCAACAGAAAGCCAGCGGCUCAGGCCAACAGGUUGCAAAACCAGGAGAAGUUCCCUGUGACGUCUGCACUGGAACCAAACUGAAGGCCCUGAAGUCCUGCCUGGUGUGUCUGGUCUCCUACUGUGAGACUCACCUGGAGCCUCAUCUGACAGCUUCAGGUCUGAAGAAACAUCAGCUGAUCGACCCACAGGGGAAUCUGGAAGACAGGAUGUGUACGAAGCACGAUAAACCUCUGGAGCUGUUCUGCAAGACCGACCAGACAUGUGUCUGCACACACUGUCCUGCUUUGGACCACAAAAUGCAUGAGUUUGUUCCUCUGAAAGAAGAAUUUGAAGAAAAGAAGGCAGAGUUGGGGAAGACAGAGGCUGAAAUUCAGCAGAUGAUCCAGAGGAGACAACUGAAGAUUCAGGUGUUUAAACAGACAGUGAAGCGUAUUAAGGAAAAUGCCCACAUGGAGGUAGCAGAAAGUGUCCGGGCCUUCACUUCUCUGAAGAAGUCCGUCGAUAAAGGCCUGAACGAGCUCAUCAAAACGAUAGAAGAGGAGCAGAAAACGACACAGAAACAGGCCGAAGCUUUCAUCAGAGAGCUGGAACACGAAAUCUCUGAGCUGAAGAGGAGGAGCGCUGAGGUGGAGCUGGUCUCACUCUCCAAAGACCACGUUCACCUCCUUCAAAGCUUCCCGUACCUGAAUGCUGCUCCACCCACCAAGGACUGGACAGACGUCGUGGUCCAUCCACCGUCAUAUGAGGGGACCGUGGUGAAGGCUUUGCAUCAGCUGGAGAAGAAACUCAGUGAAGAGAUGAAGAAGCUGUUCGCUGAGGCUGAGCUGAAGAGGGUCCAGAAGUAUGCGGUGGAUGUGACUCUUGAUCCUGAUACAGCUAAUCCUAAACUCAUCCUGUCUGAUGAUGGGAAACACGUGAAACAUGGUGAUGUGAAGAAGAAUCUCCCAGACAACCCAGAGAGAUUUUCUCAUUAUAAUUUUGUUUUAGGAAAGCAGAGUGUCUCCUCAGGCAGAUUUUACUUUGAGGUUCAGGUUAAAGGGAAGCCUAAAUGGAAUUUAGGUGUAGCCAGUAAGUCGGUCCACAGGAAGGGCUUAAUCACAAUGACACCUGAAUACGGUUACUGGUCCAUAUGGUUGAGAAAUGGAAAUGAGUACAAAGCUUUUGCUUGCCCAUCACUCCGUCUCUUUCUGAAGUCUCGGCCUCAGAAGGUGGGGGUGUUUGUGGAUUACGAGGAGGGUCUGGUCUCCUUUUUUGACGUAGAUACUGCAGCUCUUAUCUACUCCUUCACUGGCUGCGCCUUCACUGAGAAACUCUUCCCAUUUCUCAGUCCCUGUAGGAACGACGACGGUCAGAACACCGCCCCUCUGAUCAUCUGUCCUGUCAAUCAAACUGUCUGAUCCUUUUUAAAGAUCGGCAAUUUAUUGAACAAUGAAGCGUUGCCAGUGAAACAUGCACAUAUUGAAUCAAUCUUUCCAUUUUAUCCCCACAAAGUAAAUAUAUACCAGACAAAGUUUUCAUACUAAAAUACGGACACUACAAUCAAUACUAGGAUGUUGUUAAAUUAGAGACAUAAGAACUGAACAAGCAAUGACAGUUGGACGAAAAUGUAUUGUCAUAUAUGGUAUUAAAUCUACAUAUUCAGAGGUAAACUUGUUUUAAUUUGGAUGUGAUUGGACAUUACUUGCGACUUUCGUGUUUUUCUGUAACUCAGUUUGUCAUAAGAAGUGAGAACAUGAAUUAAAAUGUUCAAUUUUCUUUAUUGUAAUGCUUUUUAAAUAGAAAUGUAUAUAUUUGUUUACUGGUAUCUGUUAAACUCAACAAUGUACUGAUGAAUAAUAUUGCUUUUAGAAUGUAAAUUAAUGGGCGUUUGAAUAUAAUUGUACUGAUUUACAUUUAUUUUAUUUUGCAUUUCUUUAGCUUUUUUUUCUUUCAUUAUUUUAUUUUAAAUGUUUUAAAUAAAGCACUUUGGGUGGCUGCUCAGCCUGUGUUUGAAGACUAUAAUUACCAGAUUACGUUGGUUUUUAAAGGUUUCCUAACAAGUCAAUGACAGAUUGUUUUAUACAAGUUACUAAGUUAAUAAGUCCAGCACUGAGUCCUCAACCUCAUUCCUUAAAGACAGAAAAGGUUGAUAUAUGUCAAUGAAUAAAACAGAUGCUGUAAAGUAAAUGAUGAAAUGUUUUGUAAUGAUUGAAAUUACUCUGCUGUAAAGUAUCACUUCAUUAAAAUCCUGUGCAGAAGAAGAA
This is a messenger RNA of Anoplopoma fimbria (sablefish), 2598 nucleotides long. RefSeq names its product E3 ubiquitin-protein ligase TRIM21-like. Gene Ontology annotation, molecular function: protein binding; zinc ion binding. The transcript is spliced from 2 exons. NCBI's taxonomy places the organism in Eukaryota, Metazoa, Chordata, Actinopteri, Perciformes, Anoplopomatidae. The record is from RefSeq and is a predicted model, not a curated record. Bases 112 to 1752 code for a protein of 546 amino acids.